This is a messenger RNA of Lagopus leucura (white-tailed ptarmigan), 1578 nucleotides long. It is a transcript of the gene PRELID3B, whose product is annotated as PRELI domain containing 3B. Gene Ontology annotation, molecular function: phosphatidic acid transfer activity. The record is from RefSeq and is a predicted model, not a curated record. Gene Ontology annotation, biological process: phospholipid transport. The transcript is spliced from 7 exons. NCBI's taxonomy places the organism in Eukaryota, Metazoa, Chordata, Aves, Galliformes, Phasianidae. Gene Ontology annotation, cellular component: mitochondrial intermembrane space. Bases 75 to 641 code for a protein of 188 amino acids.
GGCCCGGCACCGCGGGGUGACGGAGGGGCUCCGCUCUUGGAGAGCCGCGGCAGUGCCGCUCCGCGCCCGCCGCCAUGAAGAUCUGGACCUCGGAGCACGUAUUCGAUCAUCCCUGGGAAACUGUAACAACAGCUGCCAUGCAGAAAUACCCAAACCCAAUGAACCCCAGCGUGGUCGGAGUGGACGUCCUGGACAGACACAUUGACAGCAGCGGGAAGCUGCACAGCCACAGACUGCUGAGCACGGAGUGGGGAAUCCCAGCCAUUGUGAAAUCGCUCAUUGGCACAUGCAGAACGAAGACCUACGUUCAGGAGCACUCCAUCGUUGACCCACUGAAAAAAACAAUGGAGCUUAAAUCCAGUAACAUUUCAUUUACAAACCUCGUGUCAGUAGAUGAGAGGCUUGUCUAUAAACCACACCCUCACGAACCAGACAAAACCAUUUUGACACAAGAAGCAAUAAUAUCUGUGAAAGGUGUCAGUCUUAGCAGUUACCUAGAGGGAUUAAUGGCGAACACGAUUUCUUCCAAUGCUAAUAAAAUGAUAAAUCCUAUUGGCGAGUGCUCUGAAUCUUCAUUGGAAAAGCAUUUCCAUUCACUUAAGCCUGUCACUCCUUGGCUGCCCUCCUGGUGCCAUCUGUGAGGUUUGCUGUUGAGAAGAUUCUCGGUACUGACUUCAGUGAUGAGCUGUGGGAAUUUCAAGUUCAGACCCUGACAUUUGUACUUCAAUAAUACACAGUUUGCUGGUGGUCCUAUUGACUUCAGUAGAGGCUGCCUGUCCCAUCUGACUCCUUUGGUGUGAAAAAAUAAUGGGAAAACACAGCCCCAAGUCAGCUGGGUCCUUCAUUCUGGUGCCAGAGACAUUUCCUGCAAUUUUGAUCUAAGCUUACAAGUAAUCUCAGUACUCUCUUAACCUUUAAGAACUGUAAUGUCACCUGUUCCAGCAUAUUUCAUGUUGCAUGCCAUUUCUGUUAUGUGCAACUGCCCACUGAAUAGUAUCUGCUAUGUAAACAGCUUAUUUUAAGUGGGAAACUUAGAGGGGGGUGGAAAACAAUGAGUGUGGGGGGUAAAAAAUAGGUAUGUAUGUAUACACCUUUUAAAAGUUUAACUAUUCUAAAUAUUUUUCUAAAACAAAUGAUUUGAAAAUACCUUUAUAAACUGAAAUAAUUGUGGUUUCUUGUGCUUUUACAGAAGAUUAUUGCAGCUGAAAUAGCGUUUCAACUUAAGUGUGUUUGAAACUUCUGCAAAACUGUACUGUAACUUCUGAUUGAAAAAUGCAGUGCUUAAAAGUGACUUCAAAUAUUUGUUCAGCCUUCAGCAUCACUUGCCAUUUUAAAGUCAGUUUUAUCUUUUCCUAGUUUUUGUGCACUAAGGGCCUACACAGUACGAAUUCAGUUUGUCCUUGCACUGAAAAAGAACUUCAGACUACUUAAUUUUUGCAAGCAUUCAACAACUUCUUGGAAGAUUGGAUGAUUUAUUUUGUGCUAUUUUAUUUAUAUGCCUGCACUCAUUAUUCCAAGGGAUAUUGCUUUCUGUAUUGUGCUUGGUUUUUUAUUUUAAAUAAAAUGUUAGCUGCGUUC